Molecule: messenger RNA, 345 nt
Organism: Sclerotinia sclerotiorum 1980 UF-70
Lineage: Eukaryota; Fungi; Ascomycota; Leotiomycetes; Helotiales; Sclerotiniaceae
Exons: 3
Coding region: 1-345 (114 amino acids)
Source: RefSeq, a predicted model, not a curated record
AUGGUUGUCGUGUCCGUGUACGUUUAUCAUGGAGACAUCUCCGCGAUUAGUAGUAUGGUAAGAUUAGAUAUCGAUGUCAAUAUCCCAUCAUCCAAACGAACCCGUACAUUUUCCAUGGUUGCAAGAAAUGCAUGGUUGCCAGCACAUGAUGUCGCGAAGAUUGCUUCUAAAAAAUCGCCCUUGAUCCUAUUUACCUCGUUGAGUCAUUGCACGUCGCAAUCGAUCACUACUAUCCUCCGUGGAAAAAUGAAGGCCAUGAUGAUUUUGGGUGUCACUGGAUGCAGAUCACCAUUGACGAAAGCCCGGCUUCGACCAAUCUGGCGGACCAAACAGGUCAAUGUGUGA